AUGUGCACAUACGUCUACACCCUGCACAAGGACUGCAUGCACAAGCAGUACCAAAACAUUUUCGAGUGCGUCUCGGCGCGCGACGGCAGCCGCAGCACGCUCUAUUGCAUCCCCCACGGCAACCUGACACUCGACCACACCAUUCACCUGCCCGACAUCCAGACCCAGGAGAUUCCGAACCCGAUGUGCGCCGGAGUGGGCAGGUACGCUACAAGGCCUGUGACGGGAUGCUGCGGUGCGUGUAAGAGGAAGGAGAGGGAGGAGAGGGCUGUUGAAGCCAAGGAAAUGAUGGCUGACGGGGAUGAUGAUCUAGAUGCCCAGCGAGCUCAGGGGGGUACGGAUACGGCGGCGGGUGUUCGGACGAGCAUUUUGGGAUUGGAGACGCUGGUUGCUUCGACGAAGCGGAUGGAUUUGGAGGAUUGA
Colletotrichum orchidophilum is the source of this 423-nucleotide messenger RNA. RefSeq lists its product as uncharacterized. The coding region runs from base 1 to 423 and encodes 140 amino acids. The transcript is spliced from 2 exons. NCBI's taxonomy places the organism in Eukaryota, Fungi, Ascomycota, Sordariomycetes, Glomerellales, Glomerellaceae. The record is from RefSeq and is a predicted model, not a curated record.